AUGGCGCCCACCGGGACCCAACCCGACCCCCUCGACCCCCUCGACAGUAACCAAACCAAUCAUGCCCUCACUAGCUCCUGGUUCCUCGGCCCACGGGCGGAAAACGUCGACGUCCUGAAGGAGCUCUUCAGCCAAGCCCUUGACCGCCAAAAGCAAACUCGAGUCGAACUCGCAGAUUACCAUCAGGAUGGGGACGUCUUCAUUACCGAAGAGAUGCAGCAGUUGGAUAUUUACAAAACGAGCAUCGCGAAGCUCCAGGACGACACGAAUGAGCUCUCUACGAAGCUGGCGCAGCAUUCUGUACCGUUUUGGUCGCCGCGGUACAAUGCCCAUAUGAACAUGGAUACCACAAUGGCGAGCAUCAUUGGAUAUAUGACGACCAUGAUAUACAACCCCAACAAUGUUGCCACCGAAGCAAGCCCAUACACCACGGAACUUGAGAAACAAGUUGGCCAGGACCUUUGUCAGAUGUUGGGUUACAAUUCCCCCACUGGAGAUCCCGCUCCCUGGGGUCAUAUCACUUGCGAUGGGUCGGUCGCGAAUCUCGAGGCUAUUUGGUCAACUCGAAGCCUCAUGUUCUACCCCUUCUCCCUGAAGCUUGCCAUGACCGAAGGCCCGCUCAAGUUCCUCAGCACCGUCCAGCCGCCCUUCACAGUCGAGACCUGCAAUGCAGGACCGAAGGCGUUUUUGGAGCUCACGAACGACGAGCUCCUGAACCUCACGCCCGCCACGGUGCUCGCGCUUCCCACUAGACUGGGCGAGGAGUACUCCGUCACCCCGGGCUUCCUGCAGGACGCUCUGAAGCCAUACUUGAUCCAGACGACAGGCAAGGACGCCGUGGAAAAAAAGUUCAACAUUAACCCCGGAAAGUUCAUGAUCAGCGCUACGAAGCAUUACUCUUGGCCCAAAGGCGGAGCAAUUUCUGGUAUCGGCUCCGAAAACUUUGUCGACAUCCGCGUCGAUAACGAGGCCCGGAUGGACAUCAGCGACCUCGAGAGGCAACUCGACAAGUGCAUCGCAGAGAAGACUCCCAUCUUUGGCGUCGUUGCCAUCAUGGGUUCCACCGAGCACGGUGCGUGCGACCCGCUCGUCCGUAUUAUUGAGCUCCGUGAGAAGUACCAGAAAGAAAAGGGCAUCUCGUUCGCAAUCCACUGCGAUGCCGCGUGGGGUGGAUACUUUGCCUCGCUGCUACGGUCGCGCAAGCGCCGUGGCCCGGGACUUGUUCCGUAUGUGCCGACGAUGCCCCUGAAUCCGUACACGAGGGAGCAGCUGGAGCACCUGAAGCAUGCCGAUAGCAUUACGAUUGAUCCACACAAGUCCGGUUACAUCAACUACCCGGCAGGCGGACUCUGCUACCGAGACGGACGCAUGCGAUAUCUCGUCACCUGGACCAGUCCAUAUGUGUUCCAUGCCGGUGACGACACAGGGAGCAUGGGGGUCUACGGCGUUGAGGGCAGCAAGCCUGGCGCGUCCGCGGUUGCUACAUGGCUUAGCCAUAAGUCACUGGGUCUUCAUCAGGAUGGAUACGGCAGGCUGCUUGGCGAGGCCAUUUUCUCGUGCGCAAAGCUUUAUUGCCAUUGGGCCACGAUGACACGGAAGGAUGACCCCCUGAUCGUCGCUCCUCUCAUACGUCUACCCGAGGAGAGGAUAGCGGGCGGGGAUGUCGAAGCCCAGAAACAGUACAUCCGAGACAACAUCGUCGGUCGCGAUAACAAGACGUUGUUCGAGGAUCCGAAGGCAUGGGGACUGCUGUGCGAGCUGGGCGGUGAUCUCAUGAUCAAUGCCUUUGGAGCCAAUUUUAAGAUUGAUGGCGAGGUGAAUCAGGACGUGGGCGAAGCUAACUACCUCAACGAUUGGAUCUUCUCCAAGCUCUCCAUCUCAUCCCAAAAGGACAAGGUCGAAGAGCGACCGAUAGUUCUCACGGCAUCCGAAUUCAGCGAAACGGCCUACGGCGGGUGUCUGGAUACCCUUAAGCUCCGUCUAGGUCUCACGAAAGACGACGGGGGAGGACAAGUCAAGCCCGCCCCCGGUGACUUGCGGUUCCUCUGCAACGUAACAAUGAGUCCCUGGCCCACCACGCCAGGCCUUAUGGAAAAGAUGAUCCAAGGCUUCCGCAGCGUCGCCGAGCGCGGCAUUGAACGCUGCAUCAUCCGCAACAAGCGGACACCGGACAACCACACCUUUGUCAUGCAGGGCGUGGAGCAAGUGCAUUUUGUAUCCAUCGCCAUGUUUCACAUGGCCAACCACCGCAAGCAACUCAUCAUUACGGGGGACCUACCCGAGGAUGUGCAGUCUCGGUACAAGCAAGAGCGCAACGACAACCCAAGCCAGUUUUAUACCAUCCGAAACAUGCAGAGCGAGUACCUCGAAGACAUGCUCACGGGCCUGCUCAACCCCGAAACGGCGUCGAAGUACAAGUUCAGACUGGACAAAGGCGUGCCGGGGAAGGAAGACCCUGCACUGAUGCAGAACUUUGCGAUAAACAAUGUCCGGGUUGUGGUCAAUGAAUCCAUGGCAUUUGCUGACCUGGACGCCGACUAUCCGAACAAGAUGCCGUUCUACCUUUAUGGUAGCAAGAACGAGACGCACCUGGACCAUGUCCUCAAGAAGGCUCCAAACGCUCAGAUCAGUGCGGAGCUGGUCAAGACGAAUUUGACCACGAACCUGACUGACGAACAGCUGAAGAAGGGCUUGGUUGUCGUUCUGGAUGAUGUGUUUGAGAAGAGUUUGCAGCCCCUACCGACCGUACAAGACGCAGACCCGGAAAAGAGCAUCGUCAAUCUCGCGGCGCCGGGCUUCUCGUUGACGAAGGGUGUCGACCACAAGGCAUCGCUGUACAACACGUACGAGGACGCGAAGAAGGGCGAUGGCACUCCCAUCGCCACGGGAACCGUUAGCGUUGGCGACACGAUCUAUGUUAACUGGGGUGAUGUGAACAGGGACCCUGCUGAUAAAGCCCAGCAGGACUGAAUAGGUAGCUACUUGAUGCAGGCAGCUACUUGAUGCAGGCUCACUUACCGCUGCAAAAUGGCUUGGGCCAGGACGAAGGUAUGAAGAACAUUGCAUGCCCGAAGGCCAUACUGCCAUUUUGGGUUGCAAUAAGAGCUAUGUGUCGUUGGAGCGGCGACUCGGAGACUCGGAGGGGUAGCAGUCACAUAUAUCAAUCCCACUGACGUUCCUCC
Chaetomium fimeti is the source of this 3182-nucleotide messenger RNA. RefSeq names its product pyridoxal-dependent decarboxylase domain protein. Gene Ontology annotation, biological process: carboxylic acid metabolic process. NCBI's taxonomy places the organism in Eukaryota, Fungi, Ascomycota, Sordariomycetes, Sordariales, Chaetomiaceae. Gene Ontology annotation, molecular function: pyridoxal phosphate binding; carbon-carbon lyase activity. The transcript has 9 exons. Bases 1 to 2970 code for a protein of 989 amino acids. The record is from RefSeq and is a predicted model, not a curated record.